AUGGAGGAGGAAAUUAAAGCGUUGAGCAUCUUAUUAUCAUUAGGAGUUUUAUCUGGUUGUCUAGCCGUUUCCUCUCAUUUUAGGCUUAUAAAGCUGAGGAAUUAGAAAGAAUCUGUCAAGAAAUAAGGGCAGAUAUACGAUGCCUAAUACUUAAAUGAGAAUAAAGAUAAAUUCAAGCAACCUGAGUUCGUAAUGGUAAAUGGAUUAUUGGUGUAGGAGAAGACUCUUCACUAUCUGACUUAAGAUCCAAAGAAUCAUUUACUUAAGAAGUUAAACAAAAGCAAGACUCUAUAUUAUACAAUAGAGCAGGUCUCAAUGUAAAGAGAUAGAAACCGAUUAAUAAAAUUCAGAUCCCCAAAAGUACAAGAAUUUCAGCUUGUCUCAGACGAUGGUAAACACAGAGCAGCAGUAAAGCCUGGUGACUCUGCUGAUUGUAUCAAUCUGACUUAAAGCAGAUCAACUCAUACUUAAAUUAGAUUAAGAUCACCCAGAAUUGACUACUUUGAGCGUAUCCAGUAUAUGGCUUGUGAAGGAACAAAUCUUACUUUAAUGGGAACAGUUGCUUAUAAUGCUUCAAGAAAUGAGCUUUAACUUACAGAUGUUGCCUCAUUCGUUGCUGGUGGAAUGAAAGAUGCAGUUAGCUACUUGAAAAAAGAGAUAAACUAUUAUUAUAAUGUCAGAUUGUGGAGUGCUGUCGCCAGUGGAUUCUGUCUAACUAUCCUGGGUCUAUACGUUUUAUCGAAAAUAACUUAAAGUAGAAUGAAAGCUCAAACUGAGAUUAAGAAAGAGUAAGCUUAGAAGCUUAUCAAGAGUAAAACCCUGCAACUAUUUUCAGAUGACCAAGCAAGUAAAUCUGGUGUAGUGUGUUCUGUUUGCCUGACUAAUGCAUCUAACGUAAUUGCGGUCCCCUGCAACCAUUUAUCCACUUGCAAUGAAUGCUAUUACUAGCUUAGAGAUAGGUAUCUUUCAGGAUAGAGUACUGACUUCAAGUGCCCAUACUGCAGAGUACCAAUGGAUGGCGAUAAGUAUAUUAUAGUGAAUUGCAAAAACGUUGGAGGCUAAACAGAAUGA
Stylonychia lemnae is the source of this 1071-nucleotide messenger RNA. Lineage: Eukaryota; Ciliophora; Spirotrichea; Sporadotrichida; Oxytrichidae. The record is from the annotation of a GenBank genome assembly.